This is a messenger RNA of Aphanomyces invadans, 1183 nucleotides long. RefSeq lists its product as hypothetical. The record is from RefSeq and is a predicted model, not a curated record. The transcript has 3 exons. NCBI's taxonomy places the organism in Eukaryota, Oomycota, Saprolegniomycetes, Saprolegniales, Verrucalvaceae. The coding region runs from base 19 to 1101 and encodes 360 amino acids. Gene Ontology annotation, molecular function: protein binding.
CUCGGAGGCAGUUACUCCAUGGUGCGGACGACUUCGAAGGAGACGGCGGCGGCGGCGGUCGUCGCGGCUGACUUGCAGCCCAUAAACAACAUUUUGUUUGACCCGGUCAAAGGCGAAGUGGAUGUGGCGUCGGGGCAUCGGGUGUGGGUGCACGAUGCGAUCGAAAAACGAUUGAAGAAAGCCAUGGUGACGGGGUGUAUCGACCUGAGCGGCCCGCCGCCAUCGAGUCUGCAGGACGGGAGUCGGACGUUCCAGCUACACUUGCUUCCGAGCGAGUUGUACGCCUCCGUGACGAGAUUGACGUGGGCCAAACAACAUUUGAAAAAGCUCUUCCUCACCAACAACUGCCUCACGCUCCUGUCCCCCGACAUCAUGCAGUUUCGUCAUUUGACCGUGCUUGGCGUGGGGGGAAAUGCCCUCACGUCUCUGCCGACCGACAUUGGAGCCCUCGUCCAUCUCGAGCAACUUCACGUUGAGAACAACCAGCUGUCGACGCUCCCCGACUCGCUGCGUCGGUGCACAAAGCUCACGCACCUGACCCUCACGUCGAAUGCGUUUGUCGAGUUCCCCCUUAUCGUGACCAAGUGCUCGUCCUUGCUUCACUUGAGUCUGGCCCACAACCGACUGACCUCGGUCCCCUUGCAAAUUCGAUUCCUCUCGCGACUCGUGGAGCUGAACCUGGACCACAAUCGCAUCGGCCCAACGCUGCCGUCCGAAGUCGGGUACCUCAGUCGUCUCGAGCGUCUUGGGCUGGCAGGCAACUGCCUUGGCGCGAUGCCCGCCUGCUUGACGCACCUCAAGCUGUCCUGUCUUCGGUUCAGCGGCAACCGUGCCCCCGGCUACACUGUGCACGACCCCCUCACAGGGGAUGUCAUGGACGGUCGCAACACGCCAAUUCGAUUUGACGGAUACAUGCAGCUCCGGCAUGCGUACACCGUGCUGUGCGAUACCACGCAGCACGUGUCACGCCAAGUCGUGGACCUGGACGGACUCACGCCGACGCGGCUAUUGAAUCUCGAAAACGCCGCGCACGACCGAGACAAAGACCAAAUCGGCCGACAGAUCCUGCGGGGCCGCCAGCAGCACCAGUACAUCACGUGAGUACGUAUGGCUCUACAACCGCACCAGUGGUCGUCAGGACGAUGUAAGCAUGCAUAAUUCAAGCACAGAUGGCCCCCGCAAA